Oncorhynchus keta (chum salmon) is the source of this 5505-nucleotide messenger RNA. Its product is annotated as ataxin-7-like protein 1. The transcript is spliced from 11 exons. The record is from RefSeq and is a predicted model, not a curated record. The coding region runs from base 16 to 2424 and encodes 802 amino acids. Lineage: Eukaryota; Metazoa; Chordata; Actinopteri; Salmoniformes; Salmonidae.
GAGCGAAGACGGAACAUGACGAAGGUGACGUCAGGUGCCUCGCUAGUCUCGUUUAGUUUACUGCGAAGUAGAUGGAAAAAAAUCCAGCAACAAGAAGGAAGUGCAAUGGCGACAUUGAUUCGCCAACUACCAAUUCCGGAUACGUUCCUGUGUAAACCUUGGUCAACUUUUAUCAGCGCAGCAAAAUUACACUAUUCUGACAACUCACUCGUCGAAAACCGCUUGAAAGAGCUGUACCACAACUGGGAAGGAACUAAACUCAGCAAAGAAGAGAUGCACGUGUUUGGCCAGUUUCCCAACCAGGAGGAUUUCUGUCUCGUCGUCUGCCAUGUCUGCAACCAAGUGGUCAAACCCCAGGGCAUCCUCACCCACUACGAGCGUCGGCACGGCUCCCCGUGUCCCUCCAGGGGUCCAGUGGUCUCUGUGAAGCCCAAUGUGGCAGUGUCCCCCACCCUGGGUUCUACUCCGCCUCUGCCCUUCAGGGUCCCCAGAGACUACCCCCACUCCCGCUUCAACAAGGCCCCGCUCGCUGUCUACCCUCCCAAGGGUGUCCGCAGCAAGACAUGUGUGUCAUUGCCAGUAGUGAGUCUGGAGAAGAUGCCAUGUCUUGGCCGGGCAGAGAGGGGAACACACGUCAGAGUCAACUGCUUUUCUUCCUCCUGCUCCUCUCCCUCCUCCCUCAAACCCUCCCUGAUCCCCCCAGCUCCCUUCGGGGGGUCUCGGGAAAAACUGGUGAACGGCCGCGGGCCAACCACCCCUUGCUCCACCACACCCCCCUCCCUGGUGGACCGCCGGCUCGCUCUCCCCUGGACCAGCCCGGCUCGCUCUCCCCUGGACAAACGACCCUCCUCUACCCCCUCACCCUCCCCCCUGAAUCACCGCAGACCCUCUCCCUCCCAUCGGACCCCCGCAACCCCCUCCCCCCUGGACAGGAAACAGCAGAAUGGAACCAAGACCCCCAGGCCUCAUAGGAGACUGUCAGGGAGGGUGUUUGACCCUAACAAGCACUGUGGAGUCCAAGACCCAGAGAGCAAACGGUCCUGCACGCGAUCACUCACCUGCAAGACUCACUCCCUGAUCCACCGACGGGCCGUCCCAGGCAGGCAGAAAGAGUUUGAUAUCCUCCUGGCGGAACACAAGGGCAGAGCGAAGGAGAAAGAUAAGGAGGGGGCAAAGGAGAAAGAUAAGGCGGGAGGGCAGAGGAGGGAGUCACAGGGAGGCAGUCAGAGCACCCGUGCCAAUGAUACUACCCCCUCCACCCUGCCCCCCCACUGCCACAAUGGCAGAACCGUCUCCACUCUCAAACUGCGGCUGGCUAAUGCACACAGACCCAGGGUACCUGGUAGUGGGGGUGCUGCUGUCGUAUCCUCCAACCCCGUCCCCCCAGGCUCAACACAGGACCCCCCAGUCCCUGUCUGGCAGAGGGCAGGAGGGGACAGGGACGGUCGUCUGUCCAGUGAUGAGAGCGACCCAGGAACACCAGAUGGCCCUGACAGAGACGAUGACCGACCAUCCUGCCAUUACUCCCCUCACCACCCUCGACCACUGGGGUGCUGUGCGUUCAGCAGCAGGCUGAUGGGACGUGGUCACUAUGUGUUUGACCGGCGGUGGGACAGGAUGAGGCUGGCGUUACACUGCAUGGUGGAGAAACAUGUCAACGCUCAGAUGUGGAGAAAGGUGCCCCUGGCUGCUGAGAGCCCUCUCUCCCUCGGGAGCCCUUCUAUCAUCACUCCCUCCCCCAGCCCUCUCAGCCCUCCUCCCCCCCUCUCCUUCUCUCCCUCCACCAACGGAGCCUUCUCCCUUGGGCCCUACACCACAGCCUUUCCCCAGGAUGCAUCAGCAGCAGGGUUGUUUGGCAUCAGGGACCCCUCCCAGCCCGUGGCCCCUGUCUCCGCCCUAGGGAAACCCCGUAAUGGCACUACCACCAAACCCAUCAGGCCCCCAGGGGCCACUGGUGGCGCAGCCAAGAAGAGGAGGACCACCCAUCCACCUAGUUCUGACACUCUCAGGGGGAACAACAGCAGCUACCACACUCUGACUCCCACCCCCAUGCUCAGCUCUGGCGUGCCCCCCCUUAGUGGUAGGAGAAAGACCUUAGGACACAGUGCCAGGGAGGUGGGGGUCAGGGCUGAGGACUGGUACCCCAACCCUGACCAAACCACCACCACACCCUACCCCUUCACUAAGGACCACCCCAGCCCCUCACCCCUUACUCCCAGCUCCCUUCCUCCUCCCAGCCCCCUGGCCUACGGAGGAGGGGUGGAGGGGAGAAAGAGGAGGAGCCCCAGUAUGUACGGAGGAGGAGGAAAGCCCAGUAAGGUGACCAAAGCAGCAGCAGGGCUGGACGGCAUCUUCAGGAGGAACAGCACUGGACUUCUGGCCUCAGGCCCCGAGUCACCUCGACAGUCCAAGUUGCAUCAUUGACAAUAACAGGAGACAUGGACAGAAUGUUGGGCAGCUGAACUAGUAUCUGUGACCUUUGACCCAAUGUCAGUACCACAGGGCCCUGCCCUGUUAACAGUGAUGUCACUCCGCUCUGUACCUGUACCCAUGAAGGAUUCUGGGACUUGGAGUCAUUGGUGGGUCAGAAUGAUUUGGCUCCUCCUCUCACACUGCCCAUCCCAUAUUAGGAUGUGUGGUCCCUCCCCACAAUCCCGCCCACACAUUGAUCAGCCAAUUGGCGGUUCUGCAGAGGUAGUCUCCAUGGUUCCAGGGUGAAGCACUCAAAUCAAGACACUCAUCGUCACAAACUGGCCUCUGAAAAGGGAACCUGCUUUAGGUUGGCAUCUUUAUCACAGCUCUACAUGCAUUUAGACAUUUUGUUGUUGUAGCUUCCCGUUCCUGUGUGGUCAGGUGACCAGGAAGGAAUUCCCAAUCCAAAAACUUCCUCAGGCAGACCUCCACUCCUCACCACACACACCCUUCUCUCCAGCAUGCCAGAGUUCAAAGUGCACUUACCUCUCCUCCUCCUGGACUCCAGAGGCUACACAACAACCUGUCUGUCACACAAGGGAAGACUUUAUACUGACACCUUUUCAUGAAAUGUCUUUUAAAAUAGGAAGAAUUCAGGUUAUCGAGGAUUGUUUUUAUUCUUCGUCUCAAAUGUUGCAACACAGAGAGGACCUACACCCUAAAUGGCAAUCGAUGGUGUUGGAUCUUUGUUAUGUAUAAUAAUUUAUCAUUUCUUAAUUUUCUUACUGACCAGAGUAGAGCUACAGACAUUGAGCAAAAUUAUAUUUGUAUGUCAAUUUUUAAACAGUAUUAUUAUUAUCAUAGUUGUUAUUGUUGAAAUGUGUACGUAUAUUUUAGUAUUUUUUUAUAUUUAUUAUAAGCCUCCUAUUACUAAAAGAACUCGAGCUAAAGUGUUUUAACCGCUUGGUGACUUGUAUUUUUAAGGGUCCUUUUUGCCGGCGGUUCUCCCUUUUCACACUUCUUCCAAUGUUUCUACCUUUCAACAUGACUUCUCUUUCUCUUCCACUGGUCUCUGACAGACGUGCUUGAUUUGAUAUGUACAUUACAGAAGUGUACAUAUGGCACUAGCCAACUCCUUUUAAUACCUCUGGUUCCACUGCAGUGUGUUCUUCUGUUCUGUCAGUGAUCGACGCUCUACAGGGACAUCACUGACAUGGGCUGCAUCUCAAUAGUCUAAUCUCCUCCUCUCCUCCUUUGUCUUUCCGGAUCUGAAAACGAAGGUGGCAUUUUGAGCAAUGUGGUGGUUGCCAGACAGGAAUUUGACUUCCGUCUCGAGAGUUCUUGUGAUAGGAAGUUACUUUAGGUUAUUUAGAUGUGUUUUUCAGAACAGCGGCAGCGCCCCUACUUUUCCAUACAAGGGGAUGUUCAGUGGUUGCCUGAAGGAAGAAUAAGGCUUUCUCAGAUACUCUCUUUUGCACUUUUUCCUCAUAUGCCCAGAUCGUUAAUCUACUUCUAUUUCUAUAGAUAUUUGCUUCCCACCCCAGUAUGAACUCUGGGGUGGGAAGACACGCACAAUAAAAACAACUUUUUAUUUGAUUUUAUUUGUAAUGAAUUUGGAAAAUGUUCUUUCAUUUUCUUUCGCUUUGAAAACGUUGACGGUUUUGUAGAUCGGAAGGAAAAACAUCUAAUGUAUUCCCCUUUUUAGAUGGAAUUGUAAGGCUACAAAAUGCGAAGACUGUGCAAGGGGUGUGUCGACUUUCACUAGGCACUGUAUAUAUUUGUAAAUGUGUUUUGUCAACAACAGUAAAUAUGAAGACUAGGCCUGUAUUCCUUGUGACUUCAAUCCCCUUUGUAAACCAGUGUACUUUAGGCUACAGUGUAGGGCAGGGGUACUCAACUCUUACCCCAUGAGGUCUGGAGCCUGCUGGUUUUCUGUUCUACCUGAUCAUUAAUUGUACACACCUGGUGUCCCAGGUCUAAAUCAGUCCCCAAUUUAGAUGGGAACAAUGAAAAAAUGCAUUGGAACUGACUUUGAGGUCCAGAGUUUGAAAUGUAUAGGCUAUCUGAAUCUUAGACAAGGUUAUUUUUUUGUAUUCUUUAAAAAACAAACAUUUACUGAAUGUGUCUCCAUGGCUAAGGGAAAUCACAAACACUGUAGGUCUGCAUGGUCCAGGGGGAGGGGCUGGGAAAAGUAGGUACAGUGGGGGAAUGUUUCUAUGCCUGCCGUUUUGUCUUCAGACCCUGCCUCUGCAGCAGUGCACUCUCUUCCAAGUCCUUAGGCCCUCACCUGCAGCACUCUAUAUUUCUAGAAGUUCUCGUAGGUGAAAGUAUUGGCUCUUUUCACCAUCUCGGAUGACCUCCGACACACUCAAAUGACUCAUAUAUGCUCGCUUUCUGCUAGUGGUCAAUGUCGAUGGCAUGUAAUUUGUCCCAAAAUAGUAAUAGACCUACAGAAUACAUAUCAGUUUAUAACUCAUCAAUUACAAGUUACUGUUCGAUCACUGAAAAUGUGUGCACUACUGAUUGGUCAGGUCUGGAGCCACCGAUGCCCCUCUCCAGUCAUUUAGGUAUGCAAACGGCACGUGACUGACUAGGUAUUAUUCCUGAAUGUUAACAUUGCUUCUCCUCUCUUCACUAUUUUUUACUGAGUGUGGAACAGCAGAUAAGCAGUCUAAUUGAACUCGUGUCCUCGCUCCUCGUCUUCUCAAAACCCAUUGGAUGAGAAAGCCAGAGGUCCCGCCCAUUCUGACCUUCUCCUCCAAUGGGUUUCGAUAGUGACGGCAAGAGAGAGGACACGAGGAGUAUGCAAUUGAGGUCUUCCCUACGUGUUGGUCUGAAAUGGCACACUGUUCCCUGCAGUGCACUACUUUUGACCAAUGCCCUAAUAUGCGUGCCCUGAUCAAACCAAAGGCACUGUAUCGGGGAAAUAGAGUGCCAAAGUAGUGCACUAUAGAGAAUGACGCAGACUUGAGUAGACUAGUGGUUCAGUGCAGUCUCCUCACUAACCCAGGACAUGGAUGUCUCUCUGUAAGUAAGGCCUUGUUUUUGUAUUCACUGUAAAUAAAGCAGAACCAGGUUCUUGUUGAGCUCUUA